Messenger RNA from Rhizopus microsporus ATCC 52813, 691 nucleotides. Its product is annotated as density-regulated protein DRP1. Gene Ontology annotation, molecular function: translation initiation factor activity; mRNA binding. Bases 51 to 617 code for a protein of 188 amino acids. The record is from RefSeq and is a predicted model, not a curated record. NCBI's taxonomy places the organism in Eukaryota, Fungi, Mucoromycota, Mucoromycetes, Mucorales, Rhizopodaceae. Gene Ontology annotation, biological process: formation of translation preinitiation complex; translation reinitiation. The transcript has 6 exons.
CUUGCCUACUGGCAUUUCCUUUCUUUUUUUUAUUUCUUUUAUAAUCAAAAAUGACAGUCGAGCCACGCAAAGUUUAUUUAUGUGGCAUUUGUACUAUGCCUUUAGAAUAUUGUGAAUUCAGUGGAACACAAGAAAAGUGCAAGUUAUGGUUAAGGGAGCAUGACGAAGACAAGUACAACGAGGUCUAUGGUAUCAAAGGUAUAACAGAAGGUAUGGAAAAUACAAGUUUAGAGGAAGAAAGUAAUGGAAAGGAUACUCGAACGAUUGUCAAGGAUAAAUCAGCUAAACUUGAAGCUAAACUGGAACGUGAGAUCAAAAAGAAGAUGGCAUCACGUGUUUUGAUCAAACGUAACGAAAGAAACAAGAGAAAGUGUGUCACUACGAUUCACGGCUUGGAUAUUUUUGGAGUUGAUUUGAAAAAGGCAGCCAAGAUGUUUGCCAAUCGAUUUGCCUGUGGUUCUUCCGUUGCAAAGAAUAACCAAGGUCAAGAUGAAAUUGUAGUUCAGGGGGACUUUAGUGAUGACAUCUACAAUAUCAUCUUGACCCAUUGGCCCAAUGUACCUGAAGAGAAUAUUGACAAGAUCGAGGAGAAGAAGAAGAAGAAAACCGAGCCAUAAGGAGAUUUAUUUUUAAUUUGAAUUGUGCAACCAUUUUGUCUUUUUACAAAAAACAAUAAAAAAUCUAUUCUUUU